AUGCGGGAUAGCUCCAUCAAGCGCUCCCUCGGGGUGGACCUCACUCGCUCUCUCAAAGAGUCACGCGUUCUUCUUGUCGGCGCAGGCGGCAUCGGCUGCGAGCUACUGAAAAACCUCGUCCUUACCGGGUUCGGCGAAAUCCACAUCAUCGACCUCGAUACCAUAGAUCUGAGCAAUCUCAAUCGUCAGUUCCUUUUUCGACAUGAGCAUAUCAAGAAACCAAAAGCCUUGGUUGCCAAGGAAGUUGCGCAAAAGUUCCGGUCUGACGCAAAGCUCGAGGCCUACCAUGCGAACAUUAUGGAUGCCCAGUUCGACGUCUCGUGGUUCGAAUCCUUCAACGUCGUGUUUAAUGCGCUAGAUAACAUCGCCGCAAGACGUCAUGUGAACAAGAUGUGCCUUGUAGCCAAUGUGCCCUUGAUCGAAAGUGGAACUACAGGCUUCAAUGGCCAGGUCCAAGUUAUUCAGAAGUCGGAAACCGAGUGCUACGAUUGCAACGUGAAAGAAACCCCCAAAUCCUUCCCCGUGUGUACGAUCCGCAGCAACCCCAAGGAGCCGAUUCAUUGCAUCGUUUGGGCGAAGAGCUACCUCUUGCCGGAACUUUUCGGCAAUAGCGACGAGGAGGCACCGGAGGUGGACAACACAGAAAACGCUGAUAACGCGAACGAAAUUGCAGACCUGCGCAGGGAAGCACUGGAGCUCAAAGAGUUGCGACAAUCGAUUGGCACCGAGGAAGCCCACCAGAAGGUCUUUGAUAAGGUUUUUGGAAAGGAUAUAAUACGAUUACAAGGCAUGGCGGAUUUGUGGAAGGAAAAGAAGCCGCCAAAGCUCCUUGACCUUGCUCAACUUCAAGCAGAGUCCGAUUCAAUUGCCUCGACGGUCUCUACACAGGACCAGAGAGUGUGGACAUUGGGGGAGAACUUCAGCGUCUUUAGGGAUAGCCUGAACCGGUUAGCACAUCGUCUGAAGCAACUUCAAGAAAAGAAGCUUCCAGACCAAGAUUCCCCGAUCCUGACAUUCGAUAAAGACGACGUGGACACUUUGGACUUCGUUACCGCAACAGCUAAUCUACGAGCUGCUAUCUUCCACCUUGAACUUAAAUCCAAGUUCGACGUCAAGCAGAUGGCGGGCAAUAUCAUCCCUGCUAUUGCAACCACCAAUGCCAUGACAGCUGGACUAUGUGUUCUUCAGUCAUUGAAGGUGUUCCAAGACAACUUGAUGCAGGCCAAAAUGGUUUUCCUGGAGAGAUCCGGUGCUCGUGCGAUUAAUUCAGACUCAUUGAAACCCCCGAAUCCCGAUUGCCCUGUCUGUUCCCGUCUGAUGGCUCCGGUCGAAAUUGACCCUGAGCUAGCGACCCUUGAACAUCUCGUCCAUGACGUUCUUCAGAUGGAACUGGCUUAUGGCAGAAAUAUCUCCCUUGCUAUUGGUGAUAGACUGAUCUAUGACCAAGAAUUUGACGAUGAUCUGCCGGAAAAGUUGUUUGACAUUGGCAUCAAGAAUGGCAGCUUUAUCACGGUAAAAGAUGAUAAUGAACCUGCACGAAUCGACCUUGAUGUGGUGAUCAAGACAAGAAGUGAGCCAUCUUCCGAGGACUCCAAGCCGGCAACGCUGCAGAAGAUGGUCGAGAUACCCUUGAAGCCCAAGCAGCCUGCCCAGCCCCCCACCGAUGACGCGCAGAAGCCUGAGCAGCCUGCGCAUCCUUCUACUGACGAUGCAACUGUGACGGGGAAGCGCAAGCGUGAGGGCUCGAAUGAUGAGGUGGAGCCCAGCAGCCACGAUGCGAAGCGUCUCGCCAGUGCAACCGUUCCUGACUCAAAUGGCAUUGAAGCUAUCGUUCUUGACGAUGAUGAGGAAGGUGCCAUCAUGAUCGAUGAUUGA
This is a messenger RNA of Penicillium mononematosum, 1875 nucleotides long. Its product is annotated as E1 ubiquitin-activating protein ubaB. The transcript has 10 exons. Gene Ontology annotation, molecular function: SUMO activating enzyme activity. Gene Ontology annotation, cellular component: cytoplasm; SUMO activating enzyme complex. Gene Ontology annotation, biological process: protein sumoylation. The record is from RefSeq and is a predicted model, not a curated record. Lineage: Eukaryota; Fungi; Ascomycota; Eurotiomycetes; Eurotiales; Aspergillaceae. The coding region runs from base 1 to 1875 and encodes 624 amino acids.